Molecule: messenger RNA, 2185 nt
Organism: Oldenlandia corymbosa var. corymbosa
Lineage: Eukaryota; Viridiplantae; Streptophyta; Magnoliopsida; Gentianales; Rubiaceae
Source: the annotation of a GenBank genome assembly
GGUCACAUCAAAUGUCAAAAGUUUCCAAUGGGGAAUAUCACGUUAAGAGUUUUGCAAUAACUAUCGUAAUAUAGCAGGCACAAUACAACUUCAGUGCCGUCCGCCGAAUGAUUAAAUAAAUACAAUAAUUUUCUCUCAAAUACAUAUUAUGGUAUCUUUUAUCCAACCUAAGUAUUUUUUUUCCCCUCUCUCACCGUUCAGGCUAAUCUAAAUAUUUCCAAGUCUUUCUUAAUAAUUUCUUAAUUUUUUUUUAAUAUUUUUUUUCCCAUGUCAAUGAUCCAUCAUAACGUGUUAUACUCUCAAUAGAUUCCCUUCCCAACUUGCAAAAGAGGUUCAUCAUCUUCACAUUCCUCACUUUUUUUUUUUUGUUUAUUCUCUUUUUAGCCUUUUACAAAAUCCAAACUCGCCACUCCAUUUUUGAUCUGAAUUAGUCCUAUCCGAAAUUCGUCGACCGUACUACUACAUAACUGUCUCAUUAGCACAACUAGAGCUUGGUUUUCAUCGUCGUAUAAAUCGAAACUUUUGUCCGUCUGCGGUCCGUUACCCCUCUUUAAAUUCCGUUCAUAAAGAUUCCGAUUGUUCUUCAUCUGGAUCAGUAAACUGAUAUGAAAUUCGGGAAGGAAUUCAAGACCCAUCUGGAGGAAACUCUUCCUGAAUGGAGAGAUAAGUAUUUGUCCUACAAGCCUUUGAAGAAGCUCCUCAAAAAUAUUCCUUCCCCUGAAGCCACCGCCGGCGUUGCCAAUCUCAACCCUCCUCCGGUUCAGCCUGACGGCGAUGGAGCUCCCGCCUUGCCGGAACUGCAGGACUGGUUCGUCAAGAUUCUUAAUGAGGAGCUUGAAAAGUUCAAUGAUUUUUACGUGGAUAAAGAGGAGGAGUUCAUCAUCCGCUUCCAGGAAUUGAAGGAAAGAAUUGAGCGGGUUAAGAAUAGAGAGGAUUCUGACAUCGAGUUCAGCGAUGAGAUGAUGAACAUUCGAAAGGACUUUGUUGCAAUUCAUGGUGAAAUGGUUCUUCUAAAGAAUUACAGCUCCCUAAAUUUUGCAGGUCUCGUGAAGAUUUUGAAGAAAUAUGAUAAAAGAACCGGGGAAUUAUUGCGUUUGCGGUUUACACAGCUUGCUCUGCAUGAGCCUUUCUUUACAACUGAGCCUCUUUCAAGAUUAGUUCAAGAGUGUGAGGCAAAUCUUGAACUUCUUUUCCCCCUCGAGGCAGAAGUUGUGGAAUCUAAUGCUGCUUUACAAAAUAAUGCUGGGGAAGCAUCAUCAAAUAUGGGUACAGAAACGAAAAUGUCACUCGGGGAGGAAACUGUGGACAUUUACCGAAGUACCCUUGCAGCCAUGAGAACUAUUCAGGGCCUGAAGAAGGCAAGUUCUACCAUUAAUCCAUUGUCUUUUUCUGCUGUUUUUGCGAAUCAUGACAAUGACAGUGGAGGUGAUGUAACAGCAGAAAAUUCUCCAGACUCCUUAGUUAACUCACAGAAGUCUGAGGAGAUAGGUAAUGAAGCAGCUGUUAACUCUCCCAAAUAGCUUUCAACAUUCUGGUUAUACUUUUCUAUCAUGUUUAGAGGCUGAAUGGCGACUUUAAAAGUUUUCACUGAGCGAGUUCUAUUUUUCUCGGUUUUUGUUAGCUGAAUGAUUAUCCAACCUUGUGAACUGUAAUGCCAACUAGAACUAGGAAGGGUAGUUCUGUCGGCCGCAACAUUGUAUUUAGCUUUCAACUGGCCUGACAUUGUUUUGUGAAUAAAAUUUUGUAUCCUUACAAGGAACUUGUGAUCCUAUCAUGUCAUCUUAAAGUUUUACGCACCUCAUUAACUGUCUUGCUCUUCUACGCGGGAAUCGCAAUGGUCCUGAGGAAGUUUGGACUCAUUUCAAUGAUUUGAGUUAAAAGGUGCGAUGCAUCACUUUCAAAUGCUGAGUUGGGAAUUGGGACCCGUCUCUUGUAUUUUUGCUGCUCUAACCUGAUAUUUUUCAAUUUGAGAUACCGGGCAGGCAAUAUGUUGGAACUUUUCAAUUUCUUUAAGUUGUUUGCAUCUUCUCUUUGCAGUCAAUCAUAGUUUCAGCUAGAAUAUGUAGAAAAAUGAGAAUUAUCGUUGACAGGCGCUUACAAUUUCAUUCCUCUCUAGUCUCAGUAGAUAUUUUGCUCUACAGAGUCAUAAUCAAGUGGCGCCUUCCGAUGUACUGAAAAAUGUUAC